Molecule: messenger RNA, 1434 nt
Organism: Haliotis rubra (blacklip abalone)
Lineage: Eukaryota; Metazoa; Mollusca; Gastropoda; Lepetellida; Haliotidae
Product: achaete-scute homolog 4-like
Exons: 2
Coding region: 764-1282 (172 amino acids)
Biological process (GO): developmental process; regulation of transcription by RNA polymerase II
Molecular function (GO): RNA polymerase II transcription regulatory region sequence-specific DNA binding; protein dimerization activity; DNA-binding transcription factor activity, RNA polymerase II-specific
Source: RefSeq, a predicted model, not a curated record
UAUACCAAGACGCAUGUACACGGUUGAGCUUCCAGUGUUAGAUUCAGGGAUGCUCUGUCUAUAUGACAUAUGGGAACAACAGUGAUGGCAAGUAUGGAUGCAUUCGUAUGUAAGUUUUCACUGGCUUGAGUAUAGUGUCUAUUAUGUGGACAUCUGCGAGGUGCUGGCGUCCAGUGCUAAAAUAAAAGGUAAAAUAUUCCGUGUUUAUUUAAUUACUGAUAAUCGUUUAAAGCUUUUAAAAUAUUUUCUUUUAAAUACAAACUGUGCCUGCCAGUGAACGCUUGAAUUUGUGAGCUGACACGGGUCUAUCGCACCUGACGAUACAAUGAACUAUCUCCAAUGGCAGUUAGAAACAAAAGCUUGAUUGGUAAGUGUGCCAUUUGCUUUCUGUUUUAAACAUGCGUCUUAAAAAAUUAAUCUUUAAUCCUAGGCGUCUUUCAUUUAACACUCAUUGACACUAAAAGUACUAAUCUCUCUAUUAAUCCCCUUCCCGGAGGCGAGAGCCGAGGCUAGCUGAUGGCUGCUUCAAUACCUGUAGAUCGGAACAACGGGCUGACCAAUCAGAGGCCGCGAGGCCGGCGUAUCAGAUAUGACAAUCAGCUAGGGCGGAGCUGUAUUUUUCACGUCGGAGCAUAUAAAUUGAUGGUUAACCUUGAAUGAAAUUAGCACCAACGUAACAAAUAAUCAGUGAAACGGCUUGGGCGUGAUACCUGGAAGAAACGUUGUAACACAAUCAACAAAGAUAUUUCUAAGAAGACAAAUAAUGCAGAGAUAUACGUUGAACAACUACAUUGACCUAAAUCCCGUGAAGAUGACCUCCCCGACGUGUGAGGACCUGGGUAUCCCUACAGAAGCUGAGGACAUAGCCUACUCUUUUUGUCGUCGCGGUCUCAUCCGCGGUAGUGGACUUCACAUCGAUGGUAUUAGAUACGAGUCCAUGAAGAGCAACCCUUUUUCUCCAGUGUGUAUGAUCCCAGUCCCAACACAGUUUACACUAGAUUCCGGACUCGAACCUUCAUUUAUCAGGAAACGGAACGAGCGCGAGAGGGAGAGGGUGCGGUGUGUGAACGAUGGGUACGAGCGGCUGAAGGAGCACUUGCCACUUGACAACAAGGAGAGGAGGAUCAGCAAAGUGGAGACCCUCCGUGCCGCCAUCCAGUACAUCAAGCACCUACAGACAUUGCUUGACGACCAGGGGGACACGGUCACCAAGAGGAAAGCCACAGAACCUGACGACAAACCGAUCUCAAAGAAGCGGGUGAAGAAGGAGAGACAAAAUUGACUUAUGUGAUACUGAAGUUUGGUACAGGGUGAAGCGUGUCCCUGUGUGGGCGGCAUCAAGAAGUGCUAUCAUGGCAGACGUGGUGUAUUGUCAACAUGUGAUGAACGGUGUACACUGAAUCUGGUAUGUAACCUGUGAACAGAGUGAGGGUA